Messenger RNA from Parnassius mnemosyne (clouded apollo), 273 nucleotides. NCBI's taxonomy places the organism in Eukaryota, Metazoa, Arthropoda, Insecta, Lepidoptera, Papilionidae. The record is from the annotation of a GenBank genome assembly.
AUGUUGUUGUGUGCGUUCGCGACGUACUUAGCUUUAACAACAGUGGUCACUUCUAGGUUUAUAUCGGGAGUAGUGCCUGUACAACAAAUUAAUUUAGAUAUGCCUCGAAGUGUACUAAAUUCGAAUAUAGAAAACUUGUUUCGCAAUCAUGAGAGAGUGAAACGUAAUACGAUUGUGUACAACAAGUGUCCUGUUGGAUAUAAAAGGCUACCACCGCCUUUACUAUGCGUCACUUGUGAACAGUACCAACUGCUGACGGGAGAGUCCUGUUGA